This is a messenger RNA of Lacerta agilis (Sand lizard), 3551 nucleotides long. RefSeq names its product Meis homeobox 2 (gene MEIS2). The record is from RefSeq and is a predicted model, not a curated record. Gene Ontology annotation, molecular function: RNA polymerase II cis-regulatory region sequence-specific DNA binding; DNA-binding transcription activator activity, RNA polymerase II-specific. The transcript has 13 exons. Gene Ontology annotation, biological process: positive regulation of cell population proliferation; positive regulation of transcription by RNA polymerase II; brain development. Bases 882 to 2417 code for a protein of 511 amino acids. NCBI's taxonomy places the organism in Eukaryota, Metazoa, Chordata, Lepidosauria, Squamata, Lacertidae.
CUCUCCCCUCUCUCUUGUAUGUGUCUCUGUUGUAGGACUGGCUAUGGCCACCACUACUUCCGGGUUCCGUCAUUUCAUUCUCCCGCCGAUCAGCGCUGCAAAACUGAGCCUCUUCUAUAAGCCAGCCAGCAGCCAACCUGCCAACACUUACUGACACUCACUCAUCUCAGAGGGAGAGGUGAAGAGGGAGACAAAAUACCUACCGGGGAAAAAAAAAAAGAACGGAGGAAGUCCACGUUUUGCAAACUAUUCCAUUUUUCUUCGCAUCCUACCCCACCCUCCCCCUCCCGGUAGUUAAAAAAAAGGGGGGAGAGAGGGAGAAAAGAACCUAUAGCUCUCCUACAAGACAAACCCCAAACGCGGAGUUACUGAGAGAAGAACCCGAGGUUAAAAAGAUUCCUCUUUUCUUCUUCAUCAUCAUCAGCCAUCAUUCAUUCACUACCUUGACAUUCCAUGGCUUUGAUUGACAGCUGGAGUGGCAAAAAGCCAUGAGACACGACAGUUUGGUUACAUGUGGGUUGCUGACGGGCCGAUCGUAACCUUCAGUUGGGGGGUUGACGAUUUUUAAUUUUUUUAAAUUAUUAUUAUUUUUUACGCAAAGGAAGAAAAAAAGGAAAGAGACAGAGAAAGGGGAAACGGAGAAGCAGCGCGCGGGAAAAAAGAAGAUCACAAACUCGACGGGGUUCUUUGCCUACUUUUUAUUGUUAUUGCUGUUGUCUUUUAUGAUUAUUUAAGCGUGCUGGAGAAGUCUAUAAGUGGGUCGAAAGGACAAGGGGGAAAAGGGAUUCUUCUUCUUCACCACUCAAUCACUUUUUGUUGUUGCUGCUGGACUGGGAUAUUAAAUAUAGGACACCUCCAGGAGUUUAUCGGAGCGCAGACUGAUGGCGCAAAGGUACGAUGAGCUGCCUCAUUACGGCGGGAUGGACGGAGUAGGGGUACCUGCUUCCAUGUACGGAGACCCUCACGCCCCCAGGCCGAUCCCCCCAGUCCACCACUUGAACCACGGGCCGCCACUCCAUGCCAGCCAGCAUUAUGGAGCCCACGCCCCGCACCCCAAUGUCAUGCCGGCCAGCAUGGGAUCGGCUGUCAACGACGCCCUGAAGCGGGACAAGGAUGCGAUCUACGGGCACCCGUUGUUCCCCCUCUUAGCUCUGGUCUUUGAGAAGUGCGAGCUGGCGACCUGUACCCCGCGAGAGCCUGGGGUGGCCGGCGGAGACGUCUGCUCCUCAGACUCCUUCAACGAGGACAUCGCCGUCUUCGCCAAACAGGUUCGGGCGGAAAAGCCACUUUUUUCUUCAAAUCCAGAGUUGGACAAUUUGAUGAUCCAAGCAAUACAAGUCUUAAGGUUUCACCUUUUGGAAUUAGAAAAGGUCCAUGAGUUGUGUGAUAAUUUCUGCCAUCGGUACAUUAGCUGUUUGAAAGGCAAAAUGCCCAUAGAUCUAGUUAUUGAUGAAAGAGAUGGCAGCUCCAAAUCUGAUCAUGAAGAGCUCUCAGGAUCAUCCACAAACUUAGCAGACCAUAAUCCUUCCUCUUGGAGAGACCACGAUGAUGCAACCUCAACGCACUCAGCAGGCACACCAGGGCCUUCCAGUGGGGGCCAUGCUUCCCAGAGUGGAGACAACAGCAGUGAGCAAGACUGCCAGCCAAAUGAACACUUUAGGAGGAGGUGUAUAAAUAUGUCUGCAGCACCCAGAGAGUUAAUCCACCCCAUUGUGCAUAGGUGUUGGAGCUCUUAUGGGGAUGGUUUAGACAACAGUGUAGCCUCUCCCGGCACAGGGGAUGAUGAUGAUCCAGACAAGGAUAAAAAGCGGCAGAAGAAAAGAGGAAUUUUCCCCAAAGUAGCAACAAAUAUCAUGAGAGCAUGGCUGUUCCAACAUCUCACACAUCCGUAUCCUUCAGAGGAGCAGAAGAAACAGUUAGCCCAAGACACGGGACUUACAAUUCUACAAGUAAACAACUGGUUUAUUAAUGCCAGAAGAAGAAUAGUACAGCCUAUGAUUGACCAGUCAAAUCGAGCAGGUUUUCUUCUUGAUCCUUCAGUGAGCCAAGGAGCAGCAUAUAGUCCAGAGGGUCAGCCAAUGGGAAGCUUUGUACUGGAUGGUCAGCAGCACAUGGGAAUCCGGCCUGCAGGUUUGCAAGGCAUACCAGGGGACUACAUAUCUCAGGGUGGUCCUAUGGGUAUGAGUAUGACACAGUCAAGUUACACUCCUCCCCAGAUGACCCCACACCCUACUCAAUUAAGACAUGGACCCCCUAUCCAUUCAUAUUUGCCAAGCCACCCCCAUCACCCAGCCAUGAUGAUGCACGGAGGACCCCCUACCCAUCCUGGAAUGACCAUGUCAGCACAGAGCCCCACCAUGUUAAAUACUGUAGACCCCAAUGUCGGUGGACAGCUUAUGGACAUUCAUGCCCAAUAGUAUAAGGAAACUCAAGGGAAGAAAAAAAACUAUUUUAAGACUUUUGAACUUUGACCAGAUGUUGACACUUAAUACACAAUUCCAGACAGCUGUGAUUACUUUUUACUUUUGUCAUUUUUCAUCAACAACAGAGGACCAAUGGAAACAAGAACACAAAUGUGAAAUCAUGGGCUCACUGAAAACAAUCUAUUGUCCAUGUAAAGAUCCUCUGGGGGGGAAAAAGACUCCAAGAGUUAUAACUACUGUAGUAUAUAAACAUAGGAACUAAGUUAACUUGUAUAUUUCUGUUGAUCACUCCGUUAUGUUGCCUCAAAUAGUUUUAGAAGGAGAAAAAAUAUCCUUGUUUUCCACACUAUGUGUGUUGUUCCCAAAAGAAUGACUGUUUUGGUUCAGCAGUGAAGUCACUAUCCAUGAAAGACGAAAGUAUAUUUCAGACCUGUUUUGGCCAGUGAGAAAAGAAUUACCCUGGAGAUGAAGUUGAAGUCUUGCUGGGUCUCUCGUCACUCAGAAGACAGUUCCAAGAAGGCCUUGCCAUCCCCUGGUUUUGUUCCUUCAUAAAUGUGUCCUUUAGUUUCAAACAGAUCUUUUAUAGUUUGUGCUUCAUAAGCCCAAGAUAUUUUUGGACUCUUUUUUUUCAAAGAGCUUGCCGGUGAAAAUUUAAAAGGACAGAGCAGGAGCCUUCUUCUAGUAGUUCUGAGCCCUUGGCUUGGGACAAGACAAAUCAGAAGGUUGGGCAGCUUUCCUCAACAAAAGAAGAUACUAAUGGUCUUUGCACCAAACCUAGAACAUUAUCAUGAACUCAGAGCUUGGGAAAAAGCAAGAGAAUACUGUAACAAACUUCGUACAGAGUUCGGUCUAUUAAUUGUUUCAUGUUAGAUAUUCUAUGUGUUUACCUCAAUUGAAAAAAAAAAGAAUGUUUUUGCUAGUAUCAGAUCUGCUGUGGAAUUGGUAUUGUAUGUCCAUGAAUUCUUCCUUUCUCAGCACGUGUUCCUCACUAGAAAAAAAAAUGCUGUUACCUUUAAGCUUUGUCAAAAUUUACAUUAAAAUACUUGUAUGAGGACUGUGACGUUAUGUUUUAAAGAAAAAGGUGUUAAGUCACAAAAUGCGGUAAUAAAUAUUUCAUUUUUGAUUUUU